Colletotrichum acutatum is the source of this 2115-nucleotide messenger RNA. Its product is annotated as Mis6-domain-containing protein. The record is from RefSeq and is a predicted model, not a curated record. Gene Ontology annotation, cellular component: inner kinetochore; kinetochore. The transcript has 8 exons. NCBI's taxonomy places the organism in Eukaryota, Fungi, Ascomycota, Sordariomycetes, Glomerellales, Glomerellaceae. The coding region runs from base 1 to 2115 and encodes 704 amino acids. Gene Ontology annotation, biological process: mitotic sister chromatid segregation; CENP-A containing chromatin assembly.
AUGGCUUCGCCCACCAACGAUACGUCUAUGAACAUAGAUAUUGACCUUGACGUUGACCUCCUGAUUGGCGAUGUUGUGGAGGCUUCCAAAUUGCCUGCGAAACGACGGGCGACCAGUAUCAAGCCUACUGUUGAAAAGGUCGCGUCAUACGCCUUUGAAAAUGGCCUUCUUCCCGAGCCUUUGAGCGAACUCAUUGACCUGCUCACGAGGCCAAAUUUGUUGGAUCAGGCAAGCUUGAACACGAUACUCAAGAACCUUUACCCCGCCACUCGGCUAUCCAGUGAUGUCGUUCUUAGAGUUGUGGGAUGCCUGGGCCAUGGGGAACUGAAGCCUUCCCUAGUCCUGCAGUCGAACAUCCUGAAAUGGCUAAUCAUGGCAUACCAUGUCAUCGAGAAACCUGCCAUCUUGUCGCAAGCCUACGCUGUUUUGUUCAACUUGCUAGAUACGGCAGCCAUUCGACCGCAGCUUUGCCAUCUGCUCGCCUUGAUCACACGUAGAAAACACGUCCGGCCUUUUAGGAUCCAAGCUGUCCUCAACCUCUCCAGACAAACAGGAAAUGACCCAGCAUUGACAGGGCUCCUUCGGGUUUUCAAAGACUACUACCCUGAGAUCAUUGUCAGCGAUGCCUUGAGGGGCAGGGCUUUGGCAUUCAAGCACCCCGACGUGGAAUGGCGCGAAAGGUUGAAUCAGAUCCAACGAGACCAUUCUCAACGGACUGCUGAAGCAGCCGGUCAACCUCAGAACGGCUUCAGCGUCAAUCAUCAGGCUUUACGGGUCCGCGGCAAAAAGUCGUCAUAUCUCCCUCCUGUUUAUACUUCAGAAGCCACAGAGACUUCCGUUACUUUGGAAGAGAUUGACAACGCCGAUCGUCUUGCUCAGACAGUCGAGAAGAUUGAGCUACCGAACCAGCUUGCGGCUGUGCUAGCGGACCCUCUUUUGCAGAAAUUUGUCGCCCUGAAAAAGGAUGAUGCUGCUUCGAAGCGCGUGGUACAUUGGAUCGAUGCCGUGCUCGAAGACGUGCUCAACGGUAAUGCCGAUGACAAGUCGUUUGCGGAGACGAUGGAAAUGCUGGAGGAAUACGUGGCUCGCGUCAAAGAAACUCCACCCGUCGUCUUGCAUUUUUUGACAAAAUUAUUUCCGACAUGGAACGGCGUGGAUGCUCGAGAUUCUAUCCUCGGCAUUCUCCAGUACGCGCCUCUCCUGUACAAUGUAAUCCUGAAGCCACUAGAGAAGUGCCUUCCUCCAACGGCCGAGUCACAGCUGGCAUUGCUCAAACUCUACCAAAAUCUCCUCCGCCGUUGGACUUUUGUUCUCAACUCACUCGACCAAAUACCCAAAGGUGCCCCCGUCAGUGCCUUUUUCGCAGUUAUGGAACACGCAAGCAUCAUCGCCCUCAACGUUGUUCAAGCCUCACCAAGCGCCGCUGUUCACGGCGGCGUCCUCGACCUAUAUGAGCAGGCUGCCGCCAGCAUCUCUGAUCCUACGCUCCAACCUCUCCUCCGCAUUGCCAAUCCGCCGGCCCAGCUCAUCUACCUCCUAUUCUUCAGCCAGUCUCUGGCAAACGUGUCGCGCCUGUGUACCGUCCUCGCCAUUUACAAGAAGGGCUUCGAGAUGGCCAUGUCCAGGCGGCAGCCGACAACGUAUGCGCCGAGCUACGUGAACCAUUUCAAUGGGUAUCUCAUGGACAUUUGCAACUGUCUCUGGCGCGGCAAGGCUUUCAACGAUGGCGAUAAGAACGCUCUCGGUUGCCUUAGCGCGGGCCCCGUCACACUGCGGCUGCGCAGAUAUGUCGAAGACCUGGGCAUGGACCUUGCGCUCCCGACGCUGUUUGGGUUCUCCUACUCGCCGCUGUUGAGCUUGCAGGCCAUUGAGUGUAUCCGCGAGCUGGAGGAUCGUGAGCUGGCUGCGAACGAGGACGCCAUCUCCACACGACACGCGGGGCCGGUGACGUCAAACAGUUUGGCAAGGUUGGCAGACGCAAGAGGGUUGCGCAUCACUUGGUCCGAGUACAGGAUCAUUGUGCUGCGGGCAUUGGAGGGUAAGGGGUUGGGCGGUAUCCCGUCGUUGAUGAAGAAUACGAUGAAGGUCCUCAUGAGCUCUAAGAGUGCUACAUAG